Sipha flava (yellow sugarcane aphid) is the source of this 1480-nucleotide messenger RNA. RefSeq names its product multiple inositol polyphosphate phosphatase 1-like. The coding region runs from base 26 to 1480 and encodes 484 amino acids. NCBI's taxonomy places the organism in Eukaryota, Metazoa, Arthropoda, Insecta, Hemiptera, Aphididae. Gene Ontology annotation, molecular function: inositol phosphate phosphatase activity; acid phosphatase activity. The record is from RefSeq and is a predicted model, not a curated record. The transcript has 7 exons.
AUGACCGUUCAUUAGUAUCGUGACGAUGGCCGCCACCGUUAGACGUCAGCAGCUGUCCGCCACGGUCCCGUUGUUGCUCUGGGCCAUCACCGUCGUGACGACGUUCGCCUUGACCGCCGGCUGGCAACAGGGUGAGACGACUGCGUUGCACCAGCAGCCCAGCCACGACCAUGUGUGUUACCGCACCGUCCAAAACCCGUACGUGUACUUCGGUUCAAAAACCACUUACGGCGCGGUGGCCGGCAACGACUUGCAGACUCCGGCAGAUUGCAGACCGAUGCAAGUGUGGAUGGUGUCCAGGCACGGCACAAGGUAUCCAUCACAGGAAAUGAUUGAGAAUCUGAAAAAAUUGCACGAUUUUAAAACGAUGAUAACUACCGAAUCAAUGCUGUGCCCGGAAGACAUCGCCACCAUCAGGAAUUGGAAGUUCAAUUUGACCAGUAGUUUCCAUUAUAUGUUGCAUAGACAAGGGAUUGAAGAGCUCAAGUCACUGGCUUUGCGACUUAAGAGAUUACUUCCACAGAUAUUCAAUUCGACGUUCGACAAAAACAAAUACAAAUUUUUGACUUCACACAAAAAACGUGCUCAGGACAGUGCUACAGCUUUUUAUCAGACGUUAUUCAACCAAAACCCAGAUAAAGAUUUACCAAUUGUACAAACGUCCGACGACAGAUUUUAUUUAUACAAGUGUAAACAAAUCGGAGAUGCAGACGACGAAAAAAAUGACAACAAAAUACAAGAAGUGAAAAAGUUCGAAGAUGGCCCACACAUGCGGUCUGUUGUAUCGAGGGUUUCUAUGGUAAUGGGACUUAAACAAAACUUAAGUUACGAAAAUGUGUCGCUGAUGUGGGAAUCAUGCAAAUAUGAUAAAGCAUGGUUUGUUCAAACGCGACCUGCGUGGUGUUCCGUGUUUACACAGGCAGAUUUAGAAAUUCUUGAAUACGCAGAAGAUCUCAAAUAUUAUUAUUCAAAUGGAUAUGGUAAUCCUAUGGGUGAAAUCAUGGGAUGUCCAAUAGUAAAGGAUUUGAUGGAUAAUUUUAGGAAUCUCUCUAUGAGUAAAACAGGACCACAAGGUGUAUUUUACUUUGGACACACACCAAACAUAUUGAGCGUAGUAACCAGGUUAGGUAUUGGAAAAGAUAGUACUCGAUUAUUGAGUACCAACUUUGAACAGAUGAAAAAUAGAAAAUGGAGGACAUCAUACAUAGAUCCCUUUGCAUCAAACAUAAUAGCAGUGUUGUACAAAUGUAAGGACACUUACAAAGCCAUGAUUUUACUAAACGAACAUGCUGUACCAAUGGGUAGAGAUCAAUGUCGAUUGUGUCCAUGGAAAUCAAUUGAGGACCAGUUUAACCCAAUAACUUCAUCCAAUUUAUCAUGUAACUUAAAUAUAUGCAAAAAUUCAGCAUCUUUCACCUCAAUGAGUUUAGUCUUAGUCAUAGUCAUAAUCACUUACACGAGUAAUAUACUUGUAAAAUAG